AUGAACCUAGAAGUGGUAGAAUGGGGAGUACCAACAGGUAUACUUGCGAAUCUAAGCAUUCAACCAACAAUAUUUGAUGAGAAUAAGGAAAAUCAGGUAGGAGAUGUAAAUAUGGAUAGGAUUCGUGAGAAAAUAAAGCAAGGAAAGGUUACAGAUUUCAAAAUUCAUGAAGAUGGGAGUCUAAGGUAUAAAGUGCUCAUACCAAUGAAGAAGACCUGGAAGAUGGAGCAACUUGCAAAAGCUUACAUCAAGAAAGUUGUGAGGUUACAUGGAAUUCUAAAAGAUAUUGCGUCUGAUAGAGAUUAUAGGUUUCUUUCAAAGUUCUGGAAGAAUGUGUAG
This is a messenger RNA of Chenopodium quinoa (quinoa), 339 nucleotides long. RefSeq lists its product as uncharacterized. The record is from RefSeq and is a predicted model, not a curated record. NCBI's taxonomy places the organism in Eukaryota, Viridiplantae, Streptophyta, Magnoliopsida, Caryophyllales, Amaranthaceae. Bases 1 to 339 code for a protein of 112 amino acids. The transcript has 2 exons.